Ictalurus punctatus (channel catfish) is the source of this 6084-nucleotide messenger RNA. RefSeq names its product xin actin-binding repeat-containing protein 1. Gene Ontology annotation, biological process: actin cytoskeleton organization; actin filament bundle assembly. Gene Ontology annotation, cellular component: actin cytoskeleton; focal adhesion; plasma membrane. Gene Ontology annotation, molecular function: actin filament binding. Lineage: Eukaryota; Metazoa; Chordata; Actinopteri; Siluriformes; Ictaluridae. Bases 312 to 5345 code for a protein of 1677 amino acids. The transcript is spliced from 8 exons. The record is from RefSeq and is a predicted model, not a curated record.
UGGUUGAUGUUUACAAGACUACAGACCAUAGAAGAACUGUAGCUGAAGUAUAACUGCACACACAUUAUAUGACAUAACUGGUUUAUUAUGUGCUUUAUUGGACUCAGAGAAUAAAAACUUUUUUGCAGCAACCUUGCAGCGUCAGUGGUAAUAAACGAGCAGGACUUUGUUCACUAGUUUUUGCACGGUGUGAGCACCUCGUGAUGCACCACAAAUCUCCUCUGUGCGUUGCUCUGAAUGGACGUAAAUUCUCAUCCCUAACAAAGGUGUAGUGGUGUGUGUGUGCGUGUGUAUGUGUGUUUGUGAUCGAGAUGGAGACAAACCUUCGGAAAACCCAAUCUCUGAGAUGUGUUGCCACUGAGCACACUCUGUCCUGGACGGAGGCGGGACUAAGAGACAGGAGGAAGUCCGUCUCGCAGCUUGUGGCAGAAUAUCAGAAUGCAGUUACAGGAAAAGCAAAAGCAGGGGAUUCAGUGGAAAACAAGCAAAAGCAGACCCUCCAGUUUGCUGCCAUCCCCAUCACAGAGACCGAGUCUAAACUGGAGGCUCUGAUCCAGAGGAGCACUAAAGAAAGACCAUAUGCUUGGGCUGAUCGUAGCACCAACUCUCAUCUCACACGCAGUAAGUCGAUGGAGGUUCUUCCUCGCCAAAGAACCGUAAGCACGAGCGCUCUCAGAGAACUCUUUGAGACAAAGGUUGCCAUGAAGCCCAAGAGUGUUCACAAACCAAAGAGUACUGACAAGCCACAAAGCACCCCAGUUACACAGAACGCUGGGAUCAAUCAUAAAAGCACCGAGGAUCUGCUGGUGUUUAUCGAAGCAAACGGCAUUAAGACCCAUGAGAAAUCAGUUGUACCACCAAAAGAGGAAGAGGUGAAUGUGACACCAAAGGUGUUGAGAGCUCCCCAGGUGGAACGAAGAAAAACCUCAACAGGAGUAUAUACUGAAAGAAUCGUUCCUCAAACAGACGAUAAACGGGAAUCAAUCGCAGACUUCCGAGACAGCUCCGCUCUGUAUGGACGGGAGAAGUUCCCUAUUUCUGUUAAAGCCAUCUCCGCAUUAUAUCUGUCGAAAGUGGCAGCUGCUGAUCCGACUGGGAACCUUUUAAAACCAGUUUGUACUUGUUUCUGUUCUUCUGCUCCAUUUGUUAAACCAGAGAAACAAGAUUGUACUUCUCCAACCACUCAAAAAGUUUGCAAGAUGGCUGAUGUUGCACCAAAAGACUUUGAGCAAGCCCCAUACUCAGAAGAUGAUUCAGCACAGCCAGAUCUAACUUUUCCCAUCCUGCAACCCAAUUCCAGGGCUGACAGCCAGUCACCCAUUCCAACACCCCCUUCAAAAGAGGUUAUCUCUACACUGUAUGAACAACGACAAAAAUGUGAGUUGAGGCGACUCCUGAAACACACUUGCCCUGAGCUGAAGGGCCUGGGAAACAUGGUGGAGGAGGAGUUUGCUGACAUACUAAACUCUGGCAUUGCCACAGAUAUCGCAUACCAGGGCGAGGUCCAGUCAAGGCGUUGGUUAUUUGAGAAUGGUACCGUCAACACCGGAGAGUCCCAGAAGCAAACACAUUUGAUGGAGGAUAGCAAUCAAGGAGAACACGCAUUUGAACAUCUCUUGAAUUGCUUUAAGGAAGAAGGGUGCAUAUAUGGCACCAAACAGCAAACCAUUUACCCAGAGAUUGAUGAGACCCCACAAAAUGUUGGUGAAGCACUUACCCAAGAGGAGAACUUCAGGGUGGAUGUUAAGGCCAAACGGAAAAUGUUUGAAGGUCAGUUGACUGAAACUUCAAGAGAGGAAGUAGAUGAUGUCUUUCCAGGGAGGAUUGUUAUCUCAGAAGAUGAAAAGGGAUCAGUACAAAAGCAAAAGAGGGACUUUGAAACAUGCCAAACCGCCACUAUGAAAAGAAACAGUGACCUUAGCAUUAUAGAUAUUACAGACAUAGAUCAAGAUUGUGGUGAAGUGUACCUAGGUAUAUCGAGAGCCAAAGAGGUUUUUGAAAAGGGGUUUGACAAUGAGAACAGCUUACCACCAAAUGAAAACAUAAGCAUAGAGGAUGAAACUCUAAAGACUAAUGUAAAGAACAGAACCCAUAUGUUUGAAUCAACACCUCUGGACAGAAUCAAUUGGCAAAAUGAUGCAGAAUCAGACACCAUGGACGAGAACAUGAACAAAUCCUUAACGUCUCUUCAUGGCUUCAAUGUCAUUCGUUCUCAUGGAGCCCUUCUUGAAGCCAGUGAGGCUGGGCAUGUGAGAAAGGCAAACUACAGCUUUAUCCAGGAAAAAGGUCCAGAAAUUCAACAUGAGGAAGUGGUUAUGGGAAGUAUGAAGGGUACUCUGCUUCAGCUUUUGGCAAGAGUAAAUCUUAACCCAGUUAUAGCCUUCUUAAAAGAGGAUGAUCAAGGAAAUGUGGAAAUCAAGAACGUAGACAUACCAACUCACCAACUACCAUUCACAAUUAACCAAGACAAAGAAUACAGAACCACAAACAUGGUUCAGGUCAUCGAAGACCUACUUGGUCAAGAAACAUGUCUUGGAAAAGGAGUUUUAAUACAAGAACAAGCAACGGGAUCUGUCGAGAUAUUAGUUUAUGUUCUUUUUAAACAUGACAGCCAUGAUGGGACUGUGAUGGACGGAAAUUAUGAAAAUAUGUUGGAGCCGAGAGAAAUAAAUCUUUUGAUAAGUCAAAACUGUGACACUCCACCCCAAAUGUGCAGCCCACCACCUUUUACUCAUGGCGAUGCCUCAAUUUCAGUCAGACAUGAUGGAAACAGGAUAAGCAAUGGGAAACUGUUCCAGAACUGUAUUGAGAAUGGAGAUCUGGGUUACUUAAAAAGUCUGCAGAAAAGUACAUCAGAUGAAGAUUUAAGUGUCAAGUCUAGGCAAGGGGAGCAAAAUGUUUUGAUUGCACCACGUAACCUUAAGAUCAUCAAAGCAAUGCUUGUUGCAAAUCCAGGGUCAUCUUUGCAGUCUGAGAAACAUACCCAAAACAAAUUAAAAACCAAUAUGGAAAUGACAGCAAAUGGAGGAUAUACUCGAUCAACUGAUGGACAGUUUGAAAAAUGUAGUGUUGAAAGUGUCGAUGAACCUGGCAGACGUUUAUACAGUCAAAAUGGAAAAGACACGUGCAGUGAAAAAACAGAUGAAAAUACUGUAACUCUGCCAGAGGUAGUUGACAUGGUGGAAGACGAAGCAUUGUCGAAUCUUCAAGCAGCUAUCGUGAGUCUCCAACAGGCCACAUUGGAGGCAAAAGCUCUUCAACAAAGUGUUUAUGAGAAACAAGACACCUGUUCAGCAUUUUCAGAAAACCAAUACUUCACAGGAGCCAUGAAUGAAGAUACCAAAUUGUCCUCACAGAAUUUUGAAGCUGAACAGAAACAAGAAGGAAGAGAAGAGACCUUGAAAGGUAGUGUCCAAGGAGCUCUGGAUUCUCUGAAAAAAUCUAGCUUUAAUGUCACCAAAGGGGAUUUUAAAGCUGCAAUGAUUUACAGGAACUCAGGCAAAACUCAUGCUGGGAAAAAAACAAUAAAUAUGGAGACUGCUGUCAAAGAGAGUGGUGAUAUGAUUGUCCCCUCAGAAGGGAUCAAAGCAUGCCCAUCCUCCCCUCUGCCUGGACAGGUGACUCUCAAGACACAGCAUGAGGGUGCUGAAACUAGACCAUUUCAAGGCCAGCCCGCAAAUAAACCGUCAGCAUGCUCCCCACUGACAAACCAAACAAAUGAACAGGCCUCUCUUCAGAAAAGUAAAAAGCCUCUUGGGCCCAAACCAGCCAUUCCCCCAAAACCAGACUAUUUAAAGACAACCCUUAGCUCUAACCAAUUUCCUGCAACCAAUGCAGGAGGUCUAAAUAAAACCAAACCUGAAUCAAACUCUGCAGAACAAUGUGCAGAGCUCACAAAUCUGAAACCACCACAAGAAGAUGACUUCUUGAAAGUACCACAGAAUAAUGGAGAUAUUAAAAUACCUAGUGGUGCGACAGCCACUGGAAUCCAGUCGAGCCAUGAUUGCAUAACCGUGAGCAGUCCUGAGGGAAAUGUAGCCACAGAGGAGAAGAGGGAUCCAAUGCUUGAAGUAAGUGAGGGUAGUUCAGGGUUUCAGGCUUCCCUGCAGAACUUUGGCAUAAAGACAGGCCCAGCAGUGCCACCAGUGAAGCCCAAAAGAAUCAAAAUGACCACAGAUGAUGCUGUCGUAAAUCCUGCUCUUUUGGACCCUAACUGCAAACCAGGUGAACAUAAGGAGCGACCAGAGAGCAAUGUGACAAUGAGAGAAAAGAAAGGUAGAAGAGAGAGCGAAGCAGAACGAAGGCAGAGGCUAUCAGUUCACAUGGAUGAAAUCAUGAAGGGAAAUGUAAAUGCAGCUAUGGAAAUCUUCGACAAGCUGAGAAAGCAAGAAGAGCUGAAAACUAUCCUCUCGAAAGUUGAGGAAAUUGAAGGAGAGACUGUUCAGGAAGAUGGUGACCUCAGAAAGAUAUUUGAAAGUGUACCAGAUUGGGUUGCGCCACAAAAACAUAUCAAUCCCAAAAAUGGGGUGAUGGAAAAGGAAGCAGGGAGAUCUGAAACGGUCUGUGAAUCAGAAAUGUUGUCCUCCAUGCAAGUAGCGUUUGGAGACCUUGAAAAAGCAAGUGCUGCAAUCAUUACUUUAAAAGAACAAACCAUGUCAAGACUGAUGGAAAUAGAAGAAACUAUUAAGAAAGCGCUUUACUCCGUCUCUACACUGAAAUCUGACUCGGACAUUGUAGGGCUAUCUGGUCUCUUCAAGGAGUCCAUGAUGGCUGGGCAAUAUUUGCCCAUCUCAUGUAAUAUACGUAAAAUUAGCAUUGGAUCUAGCAAAUCUCCAAAUCCUCAGAGUCCAAAUAAUGUAGGACUCGCCCAGAAGAGUUCUAGCACAGAACCAGGAAUGCAGAAAGUCGAGAAAUCGAAGCAAGAGCUCAGUCCUCCAGAAACGAAGCCAAGAGCAGGAUCUCCUUCCUCACCUUCUUUUAUUUCCAUCCAAUCCACUGCCAGAAAGAACACAGAAACACCAGCAUAUCCAAAAUCUCAAACCUCGAUAACAGCUCUGACUUGCUACAACGUUCCAGCUGAAAAGCGUCAGGUCAGUACACUGGAAGUGCAAACAGUCCCCGAGGCUGAGACAGUCAUUGGCACCAAGACCAUCAGAGAGUAUGAAGAAACAGACUGUUUUGGCAACAAGUUCUACUCUUCCACGACCUCUACUGUCAUGACCACUCAGCCUGAUAACAAAACAUGCUUCAGGAGAGAGAUUAUGACCAAUCCAACCACCACUGAAGUUGUUGCAUAUCCAAGAAUCAACACACCCUCUGUUAAAGGGGGCCAAGCACCACCAUGAGGAAACAAUGAGGAUGGGGUUAAAUAAUUGGAUAUUUAUUAUUCUUAUAAAUGGUUUUCAAAUUUAGUGGAUCUGUUUGGUUUUAUAAUUAGGCUUACAUUCUUAUCAAAACGGCUCCUAUUUUAUAUUUAAUAUGGUCAUUCAUGGUUUUCAAUGUUAGUUCCUCAAUGGGUUCCUGAAGGUGUCUCUGGAUGUUUUAACAUUCUAGUACCCUUUAUGGGUUCUACUUGAGACCUUUCUCCAGGAUUAUACACAGCGUCUUUAGAGGUUCUCCCAGACGGACGAAACAAAAGAGCAUUUAGGGGGCUAGAUGGAACCUUUUUUUGUGGAACCGCAGUGUAUGUCUUUCCGUGUUAAAUCAGUGUUCUUAGAAAUGUUCUGACUUAAAGAUAUAUAAAACACAGUAUUAUCUCAUCUUUAAUAUAAGGAUUUAAACACCACAGUAUUUGUUAUAUUUGCUUUUGUAAUUUUGUACACGUAAUGGCUUUUUACAGUGAUAAAAAGCUAUUUGUUCACUUUUUGCCAUUCAUCUUAGCCCAUUCCAUAUAAUCAUGUUGUGUUAACAGUCAACUGACACAGGACAUUCUUUUUAAGGUGUACAAUAAAUGUGAAAAUGAUCAUAAAUGUGAAAAUACUAAUAAACUGUAACUGGAUAGAGAACCUCGUUACAUUAUGGGAGGUUCAACCACUUUAAGACCUUGUCAUAAGAAUAAAAAAUAAAAAAAGUAUGUCUAUAGUA